Cydia fagiglandana is the source of this 3758-nucleotide messenger RNA. It is a transcript of the gene MetRS-m, whose product is annotated as methionine--tRNA ligase, mitochondrial. The record is from RefSeq and is a predicted model, not a curated record. Gene Ontology annotation, molecular function: methionine-tRNA ligase activity; ATP binding. The coding region runs from base 228 to 1904 and encodes 558 amino acids. The transcript has 12 exons. Lineage: Eukaryota; Metazoa; Arthropoda; Insecta; Lepidoptera; Tortricidae. Gene Ontology annotation, biological process: methionyl-tRNA aminoacylation.
UACUUUCAUAACACUUAGGCCUGCUGUCUCGUGGAAAUGUUUUCCUUUUGAAAGACAAUUUUCAUUUUAAUCAUCAAACAGAGGUGUCUUGUUUUAUCUCAUGCGAUGCUAUAACAGUUUACUUUGCCGGCAGACAGAGAUAAGCGGCGAGUGCAUUCAUUUCGGGUGACCUUUCUCUCAUAAAUUGUUCACUCGAGGUUAUUUUCUUGUGGUUUUCUAAAACAAACAUGAGAUUAACGUUGCGAUUAUUUUCUUCCGUUGUUCAAAAAAGACCAUUUUUCGUUUCUACACCGAUCUUCUAUGUCAACGCCGCCCCUCACCUAGGGCACCUGUACUCUGCGGUGGUGGCGGACGCCAUACAAAGGUUCGAGAAGCUCAUAGACCCCAACUGCAAUGUCUUAUUUAGCACAGGCACCGACGAGCACGGUACAAAGAUCCAGCAAGCGGCCUCAAAAGUCGGACAAGCGCCAGCCGAGUAUUGCUCAUCAAUCUCCGAGGAGUACCGCCGUCUCUUCGCAGAGUACAACGUGGAACACACAGACUUCGUCAGAACUACGGAGGAUAGGCACAAGAAGGCUGUGGCACACUUCUGGAAGGAGCUGGUAGAGGGCGGUCACAUCUACAAGGCCGUGUACUCCGGCUGGUACAGCGUCAGCGACGAGAGCUUCGUGCCCGAGGCGCACACGAGGGAGGUCGUGCAACACGGACGGAAGGUGAGGGUGUCGGCGGAGUCGGGGCACGAGGUGGAGUGGACGGAGGAGCCCAACUACAUGUUCCGGCUGAGCGCCUUCCGGGAACAUCUACAGCGGUGGCUCAAAACAGAUGGAGUGAUAACGCCCAGCAAGUACCAGAAACAGCUCCAGGAGCAGUUGGAGCGGGAGACCUACUUCCCCGACAUCUCCGUCAGCCGACCCGCCUCGCGGGUCCACUGGGCUAUCCGGGUGCCAGGCGACGAAAACCAGAGUAUAUACGUGUGGCUGGACGCGCUGGUCAACUACCUCACCGUGACCGGGUACCCGGACGAGGACGCCGUGCGAGCCCGCGGCCGCGCCUGGCCCGCCGACGUCCACGUCGUGGGGAAGGAUAUACUCAAAUUCCACGGGGUGUACUGGCCGGCGUUCCUGAUGGCGGCGCGCCUGCACCCGCCGCGGCGCCUCGCCUGCCACGCGCACUGGACCGUCGACGCCGUCAAGAUGUCCAAGUCUCUGGGCAACGUCGUCUGUCCCAGGAACACGCCCGUCACCGGCGACGCUCUGAGAUACUUCCUGCUGAGAGAGGGCACGUUACAUAGCGAUGCCAAUUACAGUGAGAGCAAGUUAAUAAACGUGGUGAACUCGGAGCUGGCGGACACGCUGGGCAACCUGGUGUCCCGCUGCUGCGGCGCCGCGCUCAACCCGCGCGGCGAGUUCCCCGCGCUGCACGAGGCCGAGGCGGCGCAGCUCGCCAGGCGGGACGUCGCACAAGCGCUACUCACGAGAGUGGAGAGAUUGCCAGAGCAAUGUCGAGAAUACUACUCGUCGUACCAGUUCUACAAGGCGGUGGACGAGGCCAUCGCCACGCUGCACGCCUGCAACCUGUUCUUCGAGGCGCUCAAGCCCUGGGAACUGCGCAAGGAGAACCGGCAACGCGAGCUGGAUGUAGUCCUGCACCUGGCGCUGGAGACCCUGCGGGUGUCCGCCAUAGUGCUGCAGCCCGUCAUACCGCAGCUGGCGACUAGCCUGCUGGACCGGCUGCUGAUCCCCAAGGACUGCAGGAGCUGGCAGCAUUGUGAGACGCCGUCGUGGCGGGUGGCGGGCGCCAUCCACGAGACGAAGAACAUCCGCGGCGGCAAGUUCCUGCUGUUCCCGCGACUCUACACAGACAAGAAACCCGCGCCGCAGAACAAGAAGAAGGCCGCGCUGUGAACUGACUCACACACACCUUACCGACAUUGAGGUCAAGAUAGUUUAUUAUUCAUGUAGGCAUAUUCCAAUGCGCUUAUGAACGUCAAAUAAAGCUCAUCAUCGUCAUCGGCCCCGGCGUCUUUGCGUAUGAUAGUUGCGGCGACUAAAGAAGGUAUUCGGAGGAGGUAGUCUCCAGCCUACGUCGACUGCGACGACUGUGUGACCGGUAGUCGAUCGGCAUUUCUUACACCGGCUCUAUAUAACCAUACCUCUACCUCGAGAAGAUUUAAAUCCCCCCUCGAUUGGAGGACAUCCCGAUAUGGGACAGGCAAGAAAUUCGUCGAGACUAUAUUGCAUCUUAUAAUUAAUUGAGUACCUAGUUGUUUAGAUUGAGUGUACAUACUAGUUUGGGGAAACUAGAUAGAUAGUGACGGCCAAAGUGGCUAAAUAUAUCACCACACAUCUUUGUUACCAUACAAUUAAAUGUCUUCCGGUACAUUUGGCAACUCUGGGCGUCGCUAUUUAUUCAAUUCUGACUGUACUAUAUUAUCAGGUAGGUAGAUUAAGUUUAAGUAUGGGGAGAGACUUGUAUUGUAAACUGAGUGAUUUGAUCUUACACCGACACCGUGGAAGAUUAAAUUAGACCGUUGAUCAUGUGGACUGGAAAACUGCUCCAGUGCAAGAAAAGACAAACACCGCGCAUUUAAUAUUUUUACCACAAAUGGGGCAUUUUGUAUAUGAAGAUUUCCAGAAAAAAGUCUAUCAUAACCAAUUAUAGACGCUUCACACAAAUAAACCCUUAAUUUGGUAAAAAGAGAAAAUAAUGUUUCAAGACUUUCAAGCUUCUUGAGUGCUCAAUAGUAGUUAGAAAAUAUACUAAGGUCAUAAAAUACGUUCAUAAGAACAAUACCAAAUGAAGGGUGUCAGCAAUGAUCUCGUCAUUAUCUACAGAUAGUGGGUGUAUAUGUUACUGGGAUUGUUUAAUGAUUGUGCAAUAACAUAUUAUAUGUAAGGUGUAUCAGGUCAUUUUAAAGCCGAACGCGUUUACACAAAUGCAAAUACAUAUGUAUGCAGGUGCGCCAGCUAAUAGUUUUGCUGGCUAUAAUGUAGUACCUAAUGUUGCAAUUGCAACGUGCAAAUUAAAAUCAUUGUCGGUUUUAUCAGUACGACAGCUAAUUUUAUUGUAAUUUGUAAGCUGAAAUAGUGAUCAUAAUUAUGAAGGAAAAAGUGACUAGUCCAGUAAUUUAUUAUGAGUCUUGUACUUGGCGUUUACACAUAUUUUUAGCAAAUUAUAAAUAAUAUCACCCGCACCGCUUGCCGCAAGGUGAAAUACAGAACUUUUUAUUGUUUUACUCGUACAUUUAUCGUUAAUUUAUUUUCUUGCCAAUCCUAAUGUACCUACAGUUAAUAAAUAGUUCUACCUGUGUAACUAUCAUAUAGGAUAACCUACCCUAUAUCAAGCACCCUGCCAAUGCUUGGCACCUUCAAGUUUAACGCAACAGUGGUGACGUGUCAAUCAUAGGCUCGUUUACCGUAAUAUCUCAAUGUGUUCACUUUGCUAACUUUAGUAUUGUAAGUAUUUGAGGAGUUGACAUUUUAUCUCAACCUCCUUCAGUCAAUGUAUAUGUGGUGCAUUUGUGUAGGUAUUUGUAAAUCUGAUUGUUAUUUAUUUUAAUUGCAAUUACAUUUGUUGUUGAAUUAAACAGUCUUUCGUGCCUUUUACCCAUGAUAGAUCCCUAUACUUCUACUUGUUUACAUUUAAAUUUAUAUCUCACCUAGGUACCUUAAAGUAAUACUUACAAGAGCGUCGCCAGCUGGGGCAUCUGGGGGAAGAGGGGGAAGACCUAUAAAAUACAUAUGAUAUUAAUCGAUUAA